This is a messenger RNA of Schizophyllum commune H4-8, 648 nucleotides long. Its product is annotated as OsmC-domain-containing protein. Bases 27 to 515 code for a protein of 162 amino acids. Lineage: Eukaryota; Fungi; Basidiomycota; Agaricomycetes; Agaricales; Schizophyllaceae. The record is from RefSeq and is a predicted model, not a curated record. Gene Ontology annotation, biological process: response to oxidative stress. The transcript is spliced from 5 exons.
GGACUCUUUCCCUCCCGCCAUUACCCAUGCAGUCGUUGGCAGCGCGCACGAUAUUGCGCUCUCCCGUCGCUCUCACGAUCCCCAGGACCUUCUGCAGGUCGCUGGUGACGUUGAAAAGCGUCAAGUACACGGCGUCCUCCCUUGCUACCGGAGCGGGGCGUAAUGGACAGGUCAAGUCCGGUGACCUUAGCCUGAAGCUGGCAAUGCCGAAGGAGCUCGGCGGCGCGGGCGACGGUGCGAACCCGGAGCAGCUCUUUGGUAUGGGCUACGCGGCGUGCUUCCUGUCCGCGCUUGGUGCUGUUGCACGCCAGCAGGGGAAGACGGACGCCAUCAAGAACGCGUCCGUCGCCGUCGAUGUCUCGAUCGGCGAGCCCAGCGACAAGCCCGGGUUCGGGCUAGCCGUGGAUCUGAAGGUCUCGGGUGCGGACGAUGCCCUGAUCAAGGCAGCGCAUGAGAUGUGUCCCUACAGCCGUGCGCUCUCUGAGGGUGUCGUCGUGAACGUAUCCAAGGCAUGAGAAGAGUUAUACCACCUGAGCACAUAUCUUCGUGUUCCUCCGUAUCCUCUGCCUGAAUUUCGGACCCCCAAACAAGGCAAGAUUACAUCCUGACGUCACGGCUAACGUUGUGGGCGCUUGCUCGUUGCCCUCG